This is a messenger RNA of Porites lobata, 29298 nucleotides long. NCBI's taxonomy places the organism in Eukaryota, Metazoa, Cnidaria, Anthozoa, Scleractinia, Poritidae. The record is from the annotation of a GenBank genome assembly.
GCCAAACGCUCAAAACAUGUACAAGAUAAUCAGAAAACAAAUGGAGUACCUGAAGAGGAAGUUACUUUGUUUAGUAAGAUGGUCCAAGAAGCAGGGCUUCAUCUCAAUGAAGGCCAGGCACAUGAUGAAUUAGGUAAGAAUAAUCCUGCUAAUACAGCCCUCUCUCCUCACUCUGUACGACAAGGGACGUUUCACCGGAGAAAUGUCUGUGCCUAAACAGCAGAAUUUCUAUACCGAUGACAUAAGAUCUCUCCGGAAUCUGGUCAGGGGCACUGAUUUGUGGACGUAGAAACUAUAUUGUUUUAGCUAUUGCUUACAAAAUGAAAGUAGCAACCAGUGACCCCUGGCACCUUACUUUUACCCUCUGGCGACCAGGAAAAAUCAUAAUUAUUUCAAGCACCCAGAUUUCACAGAUUCAGCACACUUCCCUUCUAUUUUUCUUAGAGCCUAGCUUCAACAAUUUAUUUGUAGUGAAAUAGAAGUUGAUAACAAGUUGGGUUGGCUUUUAGACACAGUGUUUAUACCAUGUUUAGGCAGAACAGUUUGUGAAUGGUUUUCAACCUACUAUUAUUAUUUUUUCUUUAGUUUUAUAACAAUAGGCAGGAGACAGCAAUUCAGUCAUCUGAUUCUGGUUUUAUAUUUUAUUUUCAGAGGUUGAUCGUUCACUAUUCCAGAAGAAACUUAAGAGUUUGCUGAAAAGUCAUCACAGUUAUCCUGAGGUAAUUAAAAUGUCAGCUAUAUACCAAAACAUUUUAAUCAGUUGUUACAUGUGGUUAUUUUCUUGGUAUGCAGGUUAUAGAUGACUUCCUUGAAGGACUACAGCAAAGGAUAGAGAAUUCUGAGAGGUAGAGAAACAAUAAUAGAAAAAAUUGAGAGGAACCCAGGUCAUAUUCUGGGAAUUAUAUUUGAUAGAAAUUUUUCCUGUUGUUUUCAAGCUAAAAAUUGUUGGGACACUUUACUGUCUUCUGGCCCUUCCAAUGUUAGUGGACAAGAUUUGGUGAGUGAACUGCAAUAAGCAACAUUGGGAGGGAGAGAAGAUAGGAAAGAUGGAAAAAAACUGUGUUCAGUGGAAGUAUCCCAACUAUUUUUGUCUGAGAUUGUAGAUUUUUCUUUCUGUCGGUCUUGCCCAUUACAUGUACAUGUAUUAUUGACAGAACAAUGUCAUACAUUUUUUCUUCUUUAACCUCCAACAGAUUCCGUUUAAGUUUACUUCCAGUUUCCAUGUCAGAAGACCAUGAGGGGUGGGUAUAUUUAUUUCUUGUAAUGGUUCUUGUGUUCAUGUUUCAGAAGACCAUUAGGUACUUAUAAAUGUAAGGGUUUGAACUUGAAUAUUUAUUUACUAUACAUAUGGAAAACAAAAUCAUCUCUACAAGCCUGUUUUGUGUUCAUCCAUUUUUGAGAAUAACUUUACCAACUUAUAUACUAGACUGAUUUACAUAAUUUAUUCAGUCAGGCAAAUAACUUUGUUUUUGGCGGCAGGAAAAAACGUUUGUAGUUCAAAUGUAAAUGUAUGUUAUUCUCUUCCAAGAUAUGGAGGAAUUCAGGAAAGUUUAAUCAGAAUACUUUUGGGCAUUGAUAUUCUCCAGGUAAGCUUUUUUGCUGCAUGUUUUCUUUUUUUCAGUCACUCCAAUGUCAUGAUAAAAACUAAAAUACAAUAAAUUAUUUUUGGUAAUUUUACUUUAAAUUUAAAGGAAAAGAUAAUUUACAGUAUCCAAUAAUAUUAUGGAGAUUAACAUUGUGUAACUUCUAGACCCUUUGUUUCCAAGGCUGUGUUCUAGAUAAAAUUAUGGGCUUUACUUUUGUGCAAAAACUAAAAUUUGCCAGUUGACAGUUGCCUAAAGGCAAAAUCAGUUAAUAUAUUUAUACAUUUUAUUAGGGCAUGUUUGCAGGUGUAUCGAUUAGCGCAGCUUUUCUCUGCUGCCUUAAUAAUAUUCAUCUUUAAUUAUUAAUGAGCAUUUCUCCUGUUGUCACCUUAUGAUAGCCUAAGAUUGCAAACAUGCUGCUGGAAAAACUCCCUGAGUUUAUGGGUGAUGACGAAAGGUGUGUGAAAAAUUUAAGAAUUCUUUGGUAUUGUUUUUAGAAUGCACCGCCCAUUGUGUUUCAUACCAUAAAAUAAGUCCUCCCAUUCAAAUAAGCACCUUUGCCCAAAUAUUGAAGUGCCCUGUACUUCCAUGACCAAACUUACUACAAAGCAACCAUCUUCUUAAAUAAGGGCCUGUCUUGCUCCUCCCCUCUCCUUGCCCUCCUUAAGUGAUUGAUGAUAAAUGUAUCAAAGGAAAUCUUUAUUUCUUCAAAUUAUGAUUUUUACAACAACUGUACAGCUACAUGUAGCAUUACAAUGAUGGUGAUAUUAUUUUGAUUGAUGUUUUCAUUAGUGGUGCGGAUGACUUCAAUGUUCCUCGCUUGGUACUUAAUCAGUUCCGAUGGCUUGAUUGUAUUAUACAGAGUAAGGUAAUAAUGAUUGUCGUCUUUGAAAUCUUUAGAAGGAGACAUGUACAUGUAUGUAAUAAAUUACUGGAAAACAGAUAAAAGUUAAAACCAUACACAUACCUUUUUAUGAUCAUUAAUAAUUUAUUUAUCCAAUUGACAUUUAGCAACUGAAAAAACCUUGGAAAACAAUCAGAUAAUCUACACUGUACAAAAAACUUUUAUUGUUAUUGUUAUUGUUGUUGUUAUUGUUGUUAUUAUUAUUAUUAUUAUUAUUAUUAUUAUUAUUAUUAUUAUUAUUAGUAUUAUUAUUUUGUGUUUAGGAGUUGACAGAAAAGAUGUUGGAAAUGGUCAGCAUAACAUCACUGGAAGUACAGCAUGAAAUCAUCACAUGUAUUCCAGAAGUGCUAGAUGAUUCAGAACACACCGGAGUUGCUAGAGAACUGAGGUACAAGGAACAUUAUUCACUCUCUCAUUCACAAUAGUGCCAAACUAGGUUAAAAUCAUUUAAACAAUCACAAGAGAUGGACUACCACAAAAAUGGAGUUUCAUAAAACAGUCACACCAUAGGAUUUUGUCUACAGUGCCUUGAAUUUGAUUAGCGGGCUCAAUAACUUCGGAAGUACAUGUAUGCAGCAACAUCCAUUAAGGUAGACAUAUCAUAUUAUUAAAAAUUUAAUGAAAAUCAGGGUAAAGCAGGUUUUUUGUUUUGCUGUCAAGUUUGAAUAGCUACAGACAGGUUUCAGAAGACAUUGUUAUAGGUCAUUCCUUAUAUUAUUAAAAAUACUUACAGAUUUUUGUUUUUUUUCAGUGAUCUUCUUUCCCAAAACUCUGGGCUUACUGUUGCUAUUCUUGACGCUCUCUCUAAUCUUUGCUUGCGACCAGAUCUUUUGGCAGAGGUAAGACUAAUUUACAUCGUAUUUUAGACACUGUAAGAUUAGGCAUCAAAAGAAUGUAGAUGUUGUAGACAAUGGAACUUGAGAAUUGAUUUUUAUGUUGUUAAUUGAAACUCUUAUUUUUACUUUUUCAUUUUAAUAGGUCCGAGUAUCGGUCAUAAAAAUGCUGCCUUCUACUGAAAUGGAUGACUUACCUGUGGUUGUAAAAUUUAUUCUUCAAUCUAUUGGUGACAGUGAUGCAUUUGAGGUAAGAGUAAACAUUGUCCUUAACCUUGCUUCAUGGUUACUGCAAUAAGAGUACCGAAACGACAAGUAAAAUCUCAAAAUGUAUUUCAUUAAAUUACUGCUAAAACCAAUUAGUACAUGUAGCAUGGUGAAGCAGUUUCAUUUGAAUGAUCACUGUGAUUUGAUUGGCCAUAAUUGCAGUUUGUCCUGGCUAAAAAAAUUUUGGCCGGUCAUCAAGACCGGCGACCUGCCGUUCAUUAUUUUCAGCCCUGAUCACACCGCAGGAUUUCAUUCAAACUGAUUCAAAUGCUAGAGUUAGUAUAUGUUACUAAAUAAAUGAUCACUGUUUGGCUAUAAUGAUCCAAAAUUGCCAAAAAGCCAUUUCCAAGUGACUGGACCACUUACGUAGACUUCUGUUCUUAAUGCAAAAUACAGGUACUAGCUUCAGAGGUUUAGACAUGUGCAGAAAGGAAAUGUCUGUCAAUUUUUGCCGUUGAUUUUCAGGUUGUAAGUGAACUGAGAGUAAAUCUGGACUUUGCUUCAUCCACUCUUCCUCCUGCAGCUUGCUCAACUCCAGCAGAACAAAGGCGCUCUAAUGAAGGGUAUUCAUCUUAGUUUUUCCUGUUUCAUGUCCAUGUUAGACUAUCGUUAUUGUUAUUUGUUUUAUUAUUUGCUUGCUUAUAGUUUUUUGUCUUAGUUGAAGAGGUGAGUUAAAUAAGGCCCUGGGUGACUGUUGAUGCAAUGUUAAAUUCUCCUAUUAUUUCAAUUCAGAAGGUGAUUAUCUUGAUCAAUUGAUUGAAGUUGAUGAGGGUGGAAGACUUUUCCCAUGCACUCUUGAAAAUAAUAAGUAAUAAUAAGUAAAUUUUAGCAAUUAUAAGGGUGUUGAGAAAUGUUCCCAAGCAACUUGAACAACAACAACAACAUUAAAAGCUCAGGAAGGAAAAUUCUAAGAACCCCUAAAGGGAGUCUGAUGCUUGGAUACCUAACCACUAACACAUAGAGGGUUGUUUAUUGAGUUUAGCUUCCAGUCAACAUGUAGAUAAGUUAUGACAUAAAAGAAAAUAGCAUUGACUGAUCAAGAAAAGUUUUAGCAGAAAGAGAGAUAAAAAAUAUUAACUUCGGUUAUGUGCCAAGUCAAGCCUCCUGUUGGUAUAAGAAAGGCCCUAGCUUUUAGAGCUUCUGGGUGUGCUUAAAUUUUUUGAUUAAUUUUUCUCUGAAGGUCUGUCUUGAGCAAAACCAAGGAUGGAGAGUUGUUGACACUGGAUGCUAUCCGUUCUGGAAUACGUUUCCAAAGAUCUGUAGCAGAAGGAUGGAUCAAGGUAAGUAAAGAACUAGUCUGCACACCAGAUCUAUUACUAGAAAUGCGUGUAUUGCAGAACCUCAAAAAGCUCAGAUGGGAGGCCCAUAAUGUCAGGGAUGAAACAGGGAGAGAAUUGGAGUAAAUUGUGUAGCUUGGGAGGGCGAGUUUCCACACUGACGUUAUCAUGUAUGAUGUAGAUGACCAUUGUUAUGGAAAAAAGUUGGUCAGACAUUGUCCCAUGACAAGCCUGUUUCAGGCUCUAAGAUGGUACAUAAUUGUAAUGCACAGAGAUCUUGAAAACCGAUUCAAAAAACAGACUGGAACUGGGGAGAGACUCAGGCACUUGACCUUGUUUGUGCAGCAUCCCUACUUUCUGAGAGCCUGGCACAGGAUACCCAUCACUGACUAAUGGUAUUUGCAGCUAUGUAAAUAAUAGUCAAUAACAACAACUAACAUGGUUUGAAUUCCUAGAAACUGGAACCCUUAAGUUUACAUUAUAUCGAUUAUGGUUUAUGUUUUUAAAGAACUCACAAUUUGAUGGUUUUCUAUUCAGGCAAUUGAGUCUGUGAAUGCUGCAGCAAAGCACAAAGUUGUGGACCUAUUUGUAUUGCUCAUUCUUCACUCUACUGCAAAUCGAAAGAAAUCUGUCGAGAGCCUGAUCAGGAAUAAAAUAAAAAAUGGCCACUUUACAGAAGAAAUGUUGACUGCUGCUUUUAAUUCGCAUUCACAGGUUAGAGUUCUUGAAUGUUUUGUAAAAACAGUCUUUAUGGAAAGGGCUACUAUCUGUAAAGGACAGUUUUAAUACCCGGAACUCCUUUUGAUUGGACAAAAAAUUAAUUUGUCAGUUGUGUCUGUAAACUCUGUACAAACUUUGUUAGGACAAGGUUUGUGAACAAUACUUCAAUGAUAUUGAAUAACAAUAAUCUGUAUCAGGGCUCUAGUCUGGGACAAAAACAUUUUCUUGCUGGGAAGCUUUUUUUAGUUGGCAUGCACAGUAGGCAAGAGUCUAGGCAGGUCAUCUUCUAUGAAAAUCUUUAACUAAGAUGAGCAAGAAGUCGCCCUGGGCAGUUAUAAUGUGAGAGCUGCUUGCGCAAAGGACAAACUGGAAUUCAACUUUUGUUCUAGCACUGUGUACAUUGUAUUGCAAGACUAAUUCUUAGGUAUAAGAAGAGAUUUUAAGCAUCACGUAUACGGCAAAUGGCAAACGUCAGAUUCAAUUUGAGAAUUCUCAAAAUAGAAAAUGAGCAAAUAAAAGCAGCGCAAAACAAUUCUUCUGGAUAAGACACUGCAUGAAACUAAGUUAGUUAUUUGUAGAAGUAAUGAAGAGUAAAUGACAAGUAAAUGGGAAGCUUGGUCACUUGGUACAAAUUUGCGUUUGCCGUUUGAAGUAAAUGUGAUGCUUAACCUCUCUAGUGUCUCUGAUUAGGAGGUCUUUAUUUGCAUUAAAAAAAAUUCUAGUCACCCAAGAGCAAAAGCAAGAAGCCUGGGGCCACCAGGUGCUGCCAGAGCACAGUUCCUGUAAAGGAAUGCAGUUAAAUGGCUUAACUAUGAUUCUGUUUGCAGAUCCUGAGAGACUAUUUCUCAGAUUUGUUGUCAUUGGCUGAGAUUCUUCUGAGAUCUCCAGAUCCUUCCAUCUGUUUGUACGCAUGUGCGAUGUACAAGUUAUCAUUUGUAUCAUUUGAUCUCUAUUGUCAGCAGGUAAUGUUACAUGUGUAUGUAUGCAGUAGUUAAGAAAGGAUGUUACUUUGUUGUCACUUUGUAGUUUGGACUAAGAAGACGGAUGCGAAAGAUGUGGCUGGCUAAUAAAUGCACCAGCUGGCCAUAGAAUUAAUUGAACAAUCAAGUACUGUUCAAGCCAUUGCAUAGCCUAGUACACUAUGUAAAAUUUCAAAUUUGUUCUAGACACUAAAACUCCAGCUAUUCAAUGCAGAGUUGUCAAAAAGAUUUCAAGUAUCAGGAGAAUAGGCAAAAAGCAAAAGGCAUGGGAGUCCUCCGCCUCUUCCUGGGAAACACAUAUCCCUGGUGAUAUGUGUUCCCCCACCUGGGAAACACAUAUUUCUAGUGAUAUAAUUUCCCCCACCUGGGAAACACAUAUCCCUAGUGAUAUGUGUUCCUUUACCUGGGAAACACCCAUCCUUAGUGAUAUUUGUUCCCCCACCUGGGAAACCCAUAUCACUAGUGAUAUGUGUUACCCCACCUGGGAAACACAUAUCCCUAGUGAUAUGUGUUCCCCCACCUGGGAAGCACAUAUCACUAGUGAUAUGUGUUCCCCCACCUGGGAAACACAUAUCACUAGUGAUAUGUGUCCCCCACCUGGGACUGGAGACACACAUCCAUAGUGAUAUGUGUUCCUCCACCUGGGAAACACAUAUCCCUAGUGAUAUGUGUUCCCCUAUCUUUUCUUGCUAGAUUGUAAGGCUUGUUCUCAGAUCAGAUACACAUUUUUCUUGAAACUAGAAAGUAAAAUACCUGACUUCAAAUCACUUUACACAAUACAGGGAUUGCAAAUUUUAUUGAUGAGUGGAGUCACUGUGACUUCCGCUUCACAAAUUUUGGAGUCAUUUUGGAAAAUUUGGAGUCAAGUAUCACAUCGAAAAAAGCCAUUUUCAGACUUUACAGCACGUGGUCCUGGCAUGAAUAACUAUCGUGAUGGAUACACGGUGUAGCUGUGGGGGUCCACUGACCUAGAAAGCUCAAAUCCAUGAUGGCGGUCAUCGAGUAAACUUUGGUCGUAAUUUACCCUCUUCCUGUUUUGUCGUGCAGUAUCAUUCGUUAAUUUUGAUGAUUUAAUUAAGGUUUGCAACGUUUACAAUUAACGUAAAUUGCAUUUGUUGCGAAAAAGGUAGGGACAAAACUGUGUGUGUUACCGAAAAUUUCUGGAGUCGAAGUGGCUCCCUGUUUGUUACCGAAAAUUUCUGAAGUCGAAGUGACUCCCUCCGUAACCUCUGUGGAGUCAUCUGAUCAAUUUUGGCGUAAAAUACGCCAAAUUUGGCGUAUUUGCGAACCCUGCAAUACUUGAAUAUCUCUUCUUAUGAAUUCUUCUGGUUAUUUGAUUAACUGUCAAUUAGUUUCAUUUAUCUCGCAAUGCUUCGAAUUAAGAACCAAAUUAAUAUCAAUGAAUAAAUAAAUGAUAACUGUAACGUUUUGUAAUGUUUUUUACGUACUAAUUAGUUGCAUUAGUUCUUAAAUUUAGACUAAUAGCUUUUGCAAUACUAUAAUUUAUUUAUGGUCAUGCAAAUAAAGCAUUUGUUGUUGUAAGACCUGGGAAACCCACAUUACUAGUGGUGAUAGUGCCAGUCGCUGGCACAUUUGACAACCCUGCAAUGAGCUUCAAAAUUUCACUCACAAUACAUUAAGUGGUUUUAACAACAGUGUCAUCUAGAUGCUUAUGCGUAUGUUGUGAUUUAUGAACUGUGUGUGGGACUUGGGUGCUCACUAUAUGCUUGCAAACCUUGUCUUACUAUUAAUUUGGUAGUUACAGACAAUAACCAAACAUUCAUCUCACUUGUUUUGACUGCAGGAAAUAGUAGGUACACUGGUGACUCACAUAGGAAGUGGAUAUGCCGCGGAGGCUGAUGCUUCAUUAGAUGUGUUGUCAGAUCUUGUUGAAUCACACCCAGAUGUCAUGGCACCUUUUGCCAUAUUUAUCAAAGUAUGUAAAACAACAGGAGAUAUUAGUCAAGCAAAUGGUAGACUAGGUGGCUCAAUGGAGGUUUUCAGGGUCAAUACCUCUAAGUCUUCAUUUGCAAAGAUUUGGAAAAAUGACCAUCGUGGCUGUAUCAGAUAAAGAUAAAAAUUUGCUAUGAGCAGGGUUACAAUGACAUCAGAGUUGUCAUAGCGACGAAAUGAUGUCAUCACCAAUUUCCUUUACAGACAUAUUUCUCGGCUUUUGGAACUUUUUUUGAAAAUCGUUAAUGGGGUUUUUUUCCCUCCAAUAACUGCCACGAUGUUUGUGAAGUUUGAGAGAAAUCUUUGAGAGCAUUAUAGAGAUAUUUUGGGAUGAAGUUUUUAUGGUUGGAAAUUCAGUGUAAAAGUGGACAAUGUUAAUGUUCGACCGUUAUCUUUAGAAAACUGAGUGUUUUUGAAAUACACUUUUGAAAACGUGUUUGAAGAGAUCGUGGGGAUAGCUCAAGCUAAUUGCGAAAAAGAGGGAUUUGAUCAGUGUACAUUGCGGUGCACUUGUUGGUGUUUUGUAAAUAUUUUGGUAACCUAACCCUAACAAAAGAGAAAAUAAUGUUGAAACCGCAAGAUGAAUGUUUUUAAAGCAGGGUGCAAAGAAAAUCAUUUUUACAGCUUGCCAUUCAGGCAAGCUGAAGCUAACAUUUACUAGUCCAGACGUCAUUUCAACUAGCCCCAAAAGCUUUUUGAGGAGUAGAAUUGAUGUCACAGUUCUUCUAUUAUUCGAAUUCCUCAAAAAAGAUCUCUUGCCCGUCAAGCAUGUUAAAAACAGAAUUCACAAUUCCGAUAGCAAAAUCCACUAGCCCCGGGCUAUCGGACACUGCUUUCUUUGUACGCUGUUAAAGAGUUGAGAUUCUUGAGAUUAAUUGUCGUUUUCUGUGACUCUGAGUUUCACAGACCUCACUUUGCACAACAUUAAUCAGCAUUCCUAUCAUUUUGAUCCCAUUGUCCAAUGAAAAUGUCACAUUGAUUUAUUUGUUCACAAUUUGUGAACAGAAUACAAAGGAUUAUGCACUGUCAGGGAGCUUCCAACUUAAAUUGCAUCACCGUUGGCUUAUGUUAGAUGUUUGCCGCUUUUCAUGACCAGCCUCCUCCACUAACUAUCCGCAUCAAACUAAGGCUUGAGAUGGAAAUUAAAAAGUGCAAAUUUUGCAUACAAAAAUUUUGGCAUGCAGAAGAUUGAAAUGUUAAGAUUUGGAAUGCAGAAUAUAAAAAUUUUAAUGUCUAGAAAGCUUUCCCUGUUGCCUUUUUUAAUCAGAAGUCUUUUCUUCUCUCAGGGCAUUCUGGAUUAUUUAGACAACCUUACUGUAACACAAAUUAGGAAGCUUUUCAGCAUGCUUAGCACACUGGCUUUUACCAAUCAACAAGAUGGAGGUCUUAUCCAGGUAAUUUGUAAUAAAAAUGGUGCAAGAGCUUUAAUGUAUUGUAGACAAGACAAGACAAGACAAUGCUUUAUUUGGAGUCUUAUACAGUCCUAUGUACAUCGACUGGGGGUCGAUGGGGGUGGGUGGGGGCGGUGGGGGGAGUACUCACCGAAGUUUUAUACAGGGAGGCUCUUCCCCGAGGUCCAACCCCUUACCCUUUUAUAUACGAUCUUUGACAGAAAGGUAGCCCUUCCAUAUACCUUCUACUGACAGAUAGUACGCCUUUCACAGACCUGGUUUAGAACAGUACUACAUCCCUUUUAAUUGCUUUAAAUGCUCGGUCUUUUAAUAGGAACAAAUCACUAAACUAGAAAGUUUUCUUGUCUCUUUUACAUCUAUAAAAUGCAUCUGUUAGCCCUUUCCCUGGGAUUGUAUCCUUUCUAGUCCAUCCUUCAGACUGGGAGAAAGCUGCAGUGUUUUCCCUCCCACCACCUGUUAGUGUGUUUCUUGCUUUGAUAAUUUUUUAUAAAUCUGCUGAAUACAAAGAUAGAGUUACCAAUAUGUUACUUGAUGUAAGAAAAUCAGAUAGGAAGUUCUACAUUUCUUCUGGAUGUUUACUGUAGUGUGUAACAGUGAUGAAGAGAGCUGUAUUACUAUUUUGGUGAAUAAACAAGCUACUCAAGUUAUUUCUACCUUUCAACAAUCUUCCAUAUGAGCGUGCCAGUACUACUCAGGGGUUUCAAUAAAAAUUGAAGUAGCCGACGCGUUUCGUCGGUCGUCGGUGCUUAUUGAAACCCCUGACUACUAUUCUUGCAAAGUCGUUGUCAUUUUCUUUUUAGGAUGAUAUGCAUAUCGUGAUCAGGAAACAGCUUUCAAGCAACUCUGCCAAGUAAGCGACCAUACAGUAAAUAAUGCUCUAAACUGUCCUUGUCCAGAUGCAAAGAUUGUGUACUGUGAGACUGGUAUAUUCUCUUCACCUUCUGCUUCGUGCAAGGUGACACUUAAGGCCCCAACACCUGCUCUCAAAUUUCGUCAGACACUGCUUUGGUUACUCCUUCAUUAUUUAUAAAAUAACUAAGAUAGUAUGCGCGCUCUGAUUGUAUAAGAGAUAUAUUUUGUGUGUCUCAUAUUAGGUACAAGAGAAUUGGUAUAAUUGGAGCAAUUAUGGUAGUACGCAGCAUGGCCAAGAAAAGGUUUGCUACACACGAAUUUGCUUCACUUUUCUUUUGCAUCUCACUAGAGUUCAUCAAGACUGACCAGUUUCACAAGUUUCGGAGAUAAUUACGCUUCAAAGUUUUAAAACUACAACACAGUGGUCAUCUUCCCCAAAAUAGGCUUUUCCCGUUGAGGUUGUAUUAGAAUGGACCAUACCAAAAAAACCGAGGUGAAAACUUUUAAGCUCGAAAAUCACCAUUGCUAGCGCACCAAACUCUCCACCUUCCCCACUCACAACCCAACCUUUCGUCUAAAGGGAGAGUUAAAAGUUAACGUUGGGUUUAUUGGGGAGGGGUAGGGUGGCAGUGUCCCAGUCUCUUAUAGAGCGUUUUUACAUGACGUCUCGUCCGCCAUAUUGAAUAUCAAAACAAUCGAAUGACGGCGAUUUUCGUGUCCCAAACUGAUCCUGUGGGAGUCGAACCUGACUUUCUUCUGUUCCAAUAAAUUUAUAGCGUGUUAAAACAGCCGACAUUUCCGGCUACGCCACCACUGGUUUCCCUGCGAAAUGACGCCGGAGUCUGAGAAACAAGCGCAAAAAUUCCAUACUGAUGACGUGUCGCUUGCCAGACCUAGUUAGUGCUUCUGAUUGGUUGUGCCGCGUGGGAAAUUUGCUUCCACCAAUCAGAAGCACUAUCCAGAUCUGGAUAGUAUGGAAUUUCUGCGCUCGGUCGUCAGAAGUUAUUUCGCUGAAACCAGUGGUGGUAUCGCGGAAUGUCGGCUGUUUUAUCAGGCAUAGCUACUGGCCACAUGAAAGAAAACGCCCUAUAUGGAUCCGUGAUUGUAAUUUGAACGUUUGAGUGUUUUUUUCAUUUUGUCAUUUUGCCUUGCUGUUAAGAACUGACGACGAAGGUUCUGAAGAAACAAUGGAUACAGAAUCACAACAGAAAUCCACUCUUUCAAAUGAAGUAUACAAACAGGCAAGUCUUGAUGUUUCAAGUUUGGUUGUUGUUUCCCAUUCUACUUGCAGAAAGCCUAGAGAGGAUGCAAUUACAAAUUAUGUUAUCUGAUUAAAAAGUAAAACUUGCAUAUUUAUGGCCUGUGUCGCGUCGCUUGCCUUUCGGGCAAGCUGUAGCUAGCAUGUUCUAGCCCAGAAGUCAUUUCAACUGGCCCGAAAAGGAAAAGGAUUGAUUACAGUAACUCUGUUCUUUUGUAAUUUGAAUUCCCUAAAAAACUUUCUUUGCCCGUCGGGAAAGUUAACAGAAUUCACUAGCCCGAUAGCAAAAUCCACUUGCCCCGGGCUAUCGGACAGUACGUUCUUUGCUCUGAGUUAAAAUUAACUAUUUCUUUAAAUUUCUUUUUUUUUUGCCUUUGUCAGAUUGUCAGCAUGUUGGAUAUGAUAAGAAACAGCAUCAAGGACACACCUGAAGCAGCUGCUCUCUUUUAUGAUGAGCUGGCACGAAUUGUUCAGCUUGGAGGAAUUGAUCCUAAAAUUGAGGUACGCUCAAAUUUUCUAUGACACAGUGUCUCAUCAAACAAUUGAAGUUGUAGCCUUAGAAACUGGCGACAAUUCGCGACGCUAUUACUGGUUUCCCCGCGAAAUGACGUUUGAGAAACGAGCGCACAAAUUUCAUACUGAUGACGCGUCACUACCCAGACCCCGGUAGUGUCGCGUCAUUUAUAAAAUUUCUGCGCUCGUUGUUCAGACGUCAUUUCGUAGGGAAAUCUCCUUGGUGGCGUCGCAAAUGUAAGCUGUUUUCCCAGGCUAUUGCAAUUUCUAUUUGUCUUACAAACUGAAUAAGGUUCAAAAGAAUAGGCGCACUAGUCGACCUACUCGAGCCGUACAUCACGCGUGUGUUUUAUCGAGAUUUGUUCAGGAGUUCAACUUUAACCCUUAGUUAAACGUAUCCUCAUUUGUAGAGGAUUUGAAUAGUGACGAGCAGGGGGAGUUGUUCAAAGCUGGGUUACGAUAACCCAGGGUUAGCGCGAGAUUUGAAUUCAGAUUUGAAAGCUUAAAAAGCAUUUCACUUUUAAUUCUUUUUGUGUACAAGUUGAUGAUUGGAAGCUCUAAAAAUAACAGAGAAAAUUAUCCGAUAAAAUGCUUUAGAAUACCAGAAAAAGAAACCCGGGUUAAAUUUAACCCCGGGUUAAGUGCUAAUCGGCCUUCGAACAACUGGCCCCAGUAGUAUAAGUGUAAAAUAUAGCCGCGCUGCUGUAUUCGUUCUUAACGUGAUUGUUGUAUUUUUCAGUCGUGGAUCAGUGAGACAGUUGUAGCUGAUUUUCAGGAUGACUUUUUGGUUGAUAGAGAGGCGCCAUUAACAAGGUACUCACGGAGUUGUUAACAACUCCAAAGUGCUCCGGGGGUAAACAAAUUACAAUAAUUAUACUAUUACAUGAGAAAUUUCUUCAAUUUGAUUGGCUUAGAGCAUUGGUAUUUCAGCUUAAUUUGAAAUACCUACAUCUGAAAAUUACAAACCUUUUGUGGGUAGUAGUAUAAACAAAUAAUAGCAUGAUUUGUAGUGAUAUUUGGCAUAAAUACCACUCGUGAUAUUUCAAAAUUUUCUCAAAUUUCACUCGCCUAACAGCUCGUGAAAUUACGUAUAACAAUUUUGAAAUAUCACUUGUGGUAUUUAUGCCAAAUAUCACUACUAAUCAUGCUAUUACCUAUACUUACAAUUAAUUAAACAUUAACCUACUUGUAGUCUACACGUUCAGAGUUUUUCGUGCAAGCAAAGUCAAGUGUCUUUUGAUUGUUUGUUUUCCAGUGAUACUGUUCCGGUGGAGUUGUCAUAUGCUUUGGAUGAAGCUGAGGAAGGAAGUAUUGCUGUUAAUAUCCUUCCAUUGCUGCUAGCUUCAAGAAACAAUGAAGUUAACAAAGAAAAAUGUGAUAAGUGAGUUACAGUAUAGCAUGUAAAAUUGGAGGUUAUUAUUCCGAAAGGACGUGUAUUAAGCACUGUUUGAUAGAGCGAUUUUCGUAUGACCUUGAAAAAUGGUUUCGGUAAGUGUUCGUUAUUUGUUUUAUCAGGCAAUUGGAUUGAAAGAUCAAAACUUGGACUCUUCGUUUUCCUGCGAAAGAAAACCCUAAUAUGGAGUAGUCAUUGUUCGAUUGGCCAAUCGUGUUGUAGUAUGACGUCCAAGCGAAGUAUCAAGUGAUUUCUAGAAAGUUCUUGGGAAACCAAGAGCCACGCUUGUUUAUAUCCGCUCGAUAAACCAAUCAAAUGGUUCUAUUUCCGCUCGUUUGUUGUUUCUGUUUUGUUAGCUCGUUUUCUUUUCAAGGUCAUACGAAAAUCGCUCUAAACGAACAAUGUUUCUUGUUAUACAGGGCUUGAACAAAGUCCCGUCCGGUAGUCAGAGACAAGUAGAUUUUCUAGCUGGGCAAGCUAAAACUUUUCAAGCUUACUUGCCCAAUGGGCAAGGAUCCAAAAAAGUCACCUUUUUAUAAAAUCAUGUAGCAGGAAAUCAUUUGGCAAGCAAAGUGUGCAGAGAACUGCUUACCCAAAGGACGAGCUGAUGUCUGUGUUUGACGUCUUAUGUCUGAUGUCCCAAGCCUGAUGUCUGAUGUCUGAUGUCCUGUGUCUGAUGUCUUAUAUCUGAUGUCUUAUGUCCGAAGUCCUAUGUCUGAUGUCAGAUAUCAGAUGUCUUAUGUCCUAUACUAAGUCCUAUGUUUGAUGUCCUAUUUCUGAUAUCUGACAUCAGAAUCUGAUAUCAGACGUCUGAAAUCAGACAUCUGAAAACAGAAAUCUGACAUCAGACGUCUUAUAUCUAUCAAGUCUUUUUCGUCGAGCCCUGUGUGGACGAAGUCCAACUAGAAAACAUGUAGGCUGGUCAGGCAAACGGAUUAAACUGUACUGAAACUGUUCAUUUCUCGUUGUGAUCGUCUUUGUAGACAGUUAUACGAGAUAUGAGUUAUUGUAUGUUGUUGUUUUUCAGUGUGCCAGUGCCUUUAAUAUGCCUUGCACCUCACUUUCGCUUGUUACGAGUAUGCGAAGAAAGUCAGCACAAGGGAGACCUUGAGGGAAUUGAUGCUCUCUUGGGUAAAUAUCUUUUUGGUCGUUAUAAUCUUCGCAGUUUCGAUUAAAUGUUAAAAAUACCAUACAGGCCACGGGUAUUGCAGCAUUUACACGCGUGUAAAUUACGUGCAGUAUGGCGGAUUUACACGCAAAAUACACGUAAAAUACAUGCGUGUAAAAUUUUACACGAGCAAUUACACGCAAGAUGCGAGUAUUUAUCGUUAGAGAAAUUUCCUCAGAUUUCCUCUCUUACUUUUACGCUUAAGCUGCAAGGUGUCUUUAAAAGGUUGGGGCUGAAUAAUGUGUCCUGAUUUUACCGUAACUAGUUGUCGUGAAAAGUUACAGAAAAAUUUCGUUAAUAAAGCAAGUGAAAUUGAAGUCUUUUGGGAAAAAAAAGAGCACUUAUGAGCCUUCAAGGUUUUAUUCACUUGUGGGUUCAUUGGUUUUCUUUGCAAGACGUUUGCUGAUUUAGAAGUUGCGUGCGUACUAUUGAUGAGAAAUCGCGUUUACUUAUUAGAGAUAACACAGAGGCAAAGGAUAUAGAGUCAGCGCGGGGACCUUAGCCUCAGCUUUCUAAAUAUAUGGCGUUGUUUUAGGGUGCCCAUUGGUUAGCUUUAAAGAAGAAAUGAUCGAAGAGAUUGACACGUUAGAUCAAGCAGAUCGAGAAGUUGUCUGCGGAACGCUGUUUCACACUGUGAAUUGGUUCAGGGAGGUACGUUUUUAUUGACUGUUGUUUGCGUUGUACUUUUUAUUCGGCGCUACAUUCCCAAUGUCAAAGUGGAUUUGACGCAGUUCUUUGGUUGCCGGACAAACUGUGCAACAUUGGAGAGAUUCAGAGUCACCCGUAAACGUCAGAUACAAGUUGAAAAUUUUUUUCAAUAGCAAAUAAGCGGAUAAAAACACUCCAGAAGAGUUCUCAUGGAUUAAACUGGCGUGAACCCAUUAUUUUGUUCUGUUGAAGUAACUUUUUUAUGCAAAAUUUUCGGGGGUAAACAAAGUGCAUUAUGGUCUAUGUGAAAGUAGUGAAUAGGGGACACAUAAUGAUUUUAGCUAUUGCGUGCGCUUCUGCAUUUCGUGUCAGUUCCUGUAGCUGCUUUUCAAGGCGUAAACACUCUCAAUGAAAACCUGAAAAUACUGAUACUAAUCCACUAUAAAUCAUGACAAACAUCUUGAAUCGCUCACCCGUCUCCUGCAACUGAACUUCUUUUAGUAUCAUAUUUAAUAUGCUUGUAAAGCAUGUGACUGAACUUAAUUUACCCUUUUUCGUGUGCAAUUAAUUGUGCUCUAUUGUCUUACUUAAUUAAUCUUCGUUUUUCCUCUUACCAUUUUUUUUAUUUACAUUUUAUUUUACGAAUCUAUUUAAUUAUUUUAACACGAACCGCCUAGAAUAGCCUUUGCUACUUGCGGGUUGUGUAUGAAUUUUUGGAACAAAGAGUUUGAAAUAAAGUUGUUGUUGUUGUUGUUUAAAUCUACCUAUACUGAUCCAGAUCCCUAUAUCGAAAGUUUGAUGAGCUUCUUUAAUCGUGGAGGCAGCGUGGCUGAGCGGUUAAAGCGCUGGACUUGCAAUUUGGAGGCUCAGAGUUCAAGUCCUGCUCUGACCACUUGCUGGACGUGUUCACGGUAGUCCCGAGUUCAAAUCCUCGGCCACGCUUGUAAAUAGCCAACUGGUUUGCUUCCGGCCAGUUGGGAUUCUUAACCCUGUUAAGUUUGAUUUGAAUUAUUUGUUUCAGUCAUUUGCUCAGCCCCACUAGCAUAAGUGCUAUAAAUACUGCCGAGGGUAAAUAAUGGAAAUAUUUACUUAUUUAUUUUUUGUUUGGCAGGUUUUGAAUGCGUUUGCACCUCAAGAGGAUCCUGAAAUGAGGGGGAAAAGUAUCACGAGACUACAGACCAUCACAAACCUGUACAAAGUUCUAGAGAAAUGUCUAGCAGGUUAGCUGAUAUUUACUCAGUUUCAAGCGGUGAUUCUUCUAAGUUGUUGCCGCGCAUUACCCUGCUAGCAGAGUGGCUUCGAUCUUAACUAGGAGACUCUGUUCGCAGGGUAGAAAGUGUCUUAUCUAUUUAUCUUUUCUCAGUGACCCCAUCAUUCAAGCCUCCUUUAGCUACAUUUGACUUUGAUGAAUCCCUCGGUGCAACAGUUGGACCUGUUGGAAAUACAGCAAAGGCCAAGAAAGGAAAGAAAACGAAGAAAGGGUACGUUUUCUAAGGUAGAACGGUGAGUUAAAAGUACUCUUACGGACAAUUCAUUCUUUUUCGCCUGUGCUGAUUAAUCUCGACGUUACGAUGGUGUCCGAUACUGCCGAGGCGGGUGCAAAGGAUUCCAUUAAGCGGAGCGACAGCUUCGCACCAAGCUUCUGCUAGUGAAGUCUCGGCAAUGUAUAUGGGUUUGCGCAAAAGGUACCUGAACACGGCUUUAUGGCUGUAAAAGGGCCUGAUGGCUAUGCCAUGCUGAUUAGCCCUAACAAGUGCAGCUGUAUAAUGCUCUCACUGCCUGGAGUAUAUUGUUGUGUUCGUGCGUCAGGUACUGGCACGCAUUUCUGGGUUGUGCGGUUCGUUUUACUUUAUCCGUCGUUGUCGACGGUGAUGAAGAACACGACGCGUAGAGGGAUUUAGUGCAGUGUGACCGGCUGUGGCUGAUCCGUCCAACAAGGGCACGGAAGGCGCUGCCGCAUUCAGGACACUGGUGAAUUUCUUGGUGAGGUCGCAAGAAGAUUACCUAAGACUUGCACAGCUCGCGUUUCCUCUCAGUGAGCUUGAGCUAUUCUAUUCUGCUCAAAGAGGACAGUGCCUUUGUUGAUUUUGUUCCGCUAAAGGUUUGUGAGAGAAAGGAAAUAUUCACAAGAUAUAUAAUGCGUUUAUUGUCAUCAAAUUUACCAUAAUAAGGUCUUAUUUUGGGAAUGGAAACCUUGGGCAUCGGUCGGGGCGUACGAUACUUCCAGACCUUAUAAAGAAGGAAAAAUUAUGACUUGUUUCUUUUCCCAACUUGUGCUCAAAACAACUUCACUUUAUCUUUCUCUCCAUUUUCAGGGGUGACAAUGAAAAGCCUGAUGAUUCAUUAGAGAAGGUAAUAGUGAAUUGUCUUCGAUUUUAUGAUGCUAUUUGUCGCAAAGAUCGUACACGAUGAUCUGAAAAGUUGCUUUAUUUUUUAUUUAACUUGCUCUCUUCGCAGAUAAAAGAUAUAGAAAAAGAACAUGUAAAUGAUAACGAAAGUGAUACUCAGAAAGACAAGACGAAAGAAGUAAAAGAAAAAGACAAAGACAAAGCAGCUACUGUGUCCAUGUCACAGUAUCGGGCAUGUCUCAGGUGAAAUAUCGAAAGACAAAUAGUACCAAUCCAUGACACAGAAAUGAGGUGUUUUUAAAUAUAGGAUUUCUUCCACGGACUCAAAAGUUUAGAACCACAUACUAAAUAAUUAUGUAGUACUAUGUGAAAGUACUGCCAAAAAGGUGUUAUUGGAAUGGUAAUACCCUAAGAUUUCAUCCACAGCCUCAAAAGUUAGAACUACAUACUAAAUAAAUAGUACCAUAUGAAAGUACUACUGACGAGGCGUUAUUUGAAUGGUGAUACCAUAGGAUUUCGUCCACUGUCUCCAAAGUUAGAACUGUUCUAGGUAAACACGUCAUUGAUUUUGCAAUGUUUUCGCUCAGUGAUGCCGGGUAAUAAUUUCACCGACAUUCUAGUGAUUGAAAGGAAUUUUUAAGCAAAGUGAUUCUCAAGGAAAAAUUAAGAGACAAUAAGCAGGAGUCGUUAUGUGACAUGAUCAAUGCACGUGGCACUGCACGAGAUUCGUCGCCUGUCGCUUUUAAACUAUAUUUACUGAUGAGUUCGUGAACUUUUUUUUUCAGAGAGUUGGAUUUAAAGGCAUUUGGUAUCUUAAAAUGUGAGUUGGUGUCUCGCGCUGUUCUGGAUUCUGAAAUGAAUACAGAGGUUUGUACUGAAUUUUUUUCAUCCAGCCCUUAUCAGCAGUUGCACAAACAAUCUGAUCUGUUCGACUCUAUUCUUAAUUCGACUUUUCCUUUUUUCUUACUUUGCACAGGAAACGACAAUUCUUCAACUUCAAGCCCCUCAGCUUGAAUUCCUCUUAGAUGAUCUCUCCAGGAAGCUGCAAUACUCGCUGUCUGCUUCUGCGUCAUCGAGAAGGAGCUUCCUCAAAGUUAGUAUUUCCAUACUUAGUACAAGAGACUUGAUGAAAGACGGCAAACACUAACUUAAAAUGCAUUUACAUGCAAUUUAAAGGAGUUAACAACUAAGAGCGCCUUAGUGCCUGGGGUCAGCGGUCUUUGGCAUGCGCAUGCCCAGUAGCUGGUUACAUUGAUCAUGUGAUUCAUUGGCGCGUUCAGUUUUCCUUCGUUCUGGGUUCUGUCAGUCAUAUUCUCCCCCCUCCUCCCCCUAGGCUUUGUUAUUUUUUUCUCCACUGAUGUUUUCAGUGUGACGGGUGCCUGUUCCUUUCCUUUCGUGUGGCGGCUCAUGGCUGGUUUGCGCUGUUGUGCCAGUCGUGGGGGCAUUAUUUCAGUCUAGGGGCUGGUUACCAAUAGUGGAAGCCACUGGAUACUCCAGGCACCCAAACUCCAUUUUAGCGUUGCAGUUGCUAAAGGGCGGAUAGCGAGACUAGAUUUUCCUCGAAAUUUUCAAGUCUGGUCGCUUUGCAAAUUCUCUCAUUAUUUGACUGUAAGUCAUUUUUCGCCAAUCUUUCUCAUAUUUGAGGGGUUUAAGAGCUUUCUUUCAGCUGCACAAGUUUAGCAUAAAGGUUCUCUUUUGAAGUAACUCUUCAUGAGGUCACAAGCAGUGGAUAAAUCGUCGUCCUACACAAACAGGCUAGGGCGUUUAAAAUGGCAUCGAGAGUCAGGAACAAUUUUUGUCGUUUGCAAAGCGUAGAAAUGCAGUACCUAAACAGUCAAGAUUUAACCAGCACCCUGACUAGACCUGGGUAGAAAAUUGUAUCUCAUCCACAAGCAACACAUGCUCAAUAAUGAACGUACUCGACUUAUGUUGAGUGUUUCUCGAGUGCGCGAAAAUGGUGUAAGUAAAAGAAUGGCUCUGCGUUAAAGCGCACCGUUCUAUAAACAAUUUGCAAGACAAGGCUAAUAAAAUGACAAUUUCAUUCGAAAGCGCUCUAAUAAUGCAUGUUUUUAUUAUUUGGUGUUGACUUGCAGGUUCGUCAGGAUAAACUGGUGGGCUUCUCUAACUUAUCAAGAUACUCGUCAAAGGAAGUAGCUAAAUAUGUGGUGGAACUGCUACCAUCCCUCUGUGAACAUUUGGAGGCUACGAGUGCUUUCUUUCAGGUGCGAAUGUAACGAUCUGUAGUCAGCGCCUUGUAAUCAUGGAGACCAACGUAUAAAAUCGAAUCAACUUCGUUUUAGCAGGCUUAGUUUUCUACCUUGGCUUGGAUAACCAGUCUCAAGCUAUCGGGUUUGUGAUACUGGGAUAUGUAGUAGGAAUGUGGACAGGUCAAAAAGUACAAUCCUGUUUAUUGGUGUACACGUUUAUGUUUUGAUUUGCAGGCUUUAAUGGCUGAAAACGAUGGCGUGGUAGAUGGUCCUGGUCAUAAUACAUUGGAAGCAAAGACCAUGGCUUCAUGUUUUCACCUGCUCUUCAACUGUCUCCAGACCCUUUUUGCUUGGUUUGUGUCAUAUAGUUUCCCGUACAACGCCAUGUCUUUUCGGAGUUCCAAAGUUGUGUUUAGCAAGCCCUUUAACUAGUUAAUGAAAUAAAUGGUUCCGUGAAGGGUUGAAGACGUUUCGUUUGAGUGUUCUAACUACAAGAAUUCGUUCACAGACUUUAAAAGUUAGAACUACAUACUAAAUAAAUAUUACCGUGUGAAAGUGCUACCAAAGACGUUUGAUUUGAAUUUUCACACUACAGGAUUUCGUCCACAACCCCAAAAGUUAGAACUGCAUGCAUACUUAAUAAAGAGUACCUUGUGAAAGUACUUCUGAAGAGGUUUCAUUUGAAUGGUAACACCGUAGGAUUUCAUCCACAGACUCAAUUGUUCUAGAACUACGUACUAAACAAAUAGUAUGAUGUGAAAGUACUGCUGAAGAGGUUUCAUUUGAAUGGUAACAUCCACAGACUCAAAAGUUAGAACUACAUACUAAAUAAAUGGUACCAUGUGAAAGUACUGCUGAAGAGGCGUUAUUUGAAAGGUAAUACCAACACCUCACCAUAACUGCCCUUAGCAAUCGCAGGUCAGAUUCUAUAAAAUUGUUGAACGUGCUGCAAACUGUAGUGAAAACAAUUUCUCUCGUGAAAUCAUCUUAAAUACAUUUUCCUUUUAAGGAAUGGUUUUGUUAUUACUGAACAUCAGGCACUUCUGAAGAAAGCAUUAUUUGUGUUGUCUUCCCGAAUAAAACUGUCUAGCAAGUCCCAGCCAGGAUUCCAAGAAUUACUCAAGUAAGUAUGAUAGGAAUUCCUCGCAUAUUUGUCCAUAUACUAAAUAGUUCUUACGACAAAAAGACGUCUGAUAAACGUGAGAAACUUUUUGUUUUAAUAAGACACUAUGGCCUAGCGUACAUAUUUUAAGAUAAAGAGCUGAUUGAGUACGUAUCUCCUUUUCACUUGGGACGGGUUUGCGGGAAGAAACUUGCGGGUAACAUUGCUCUUUUACAAACUACGUCAUCGAUUUUUGCAAUGAUGUCAGCUCAGCGACUUUUGGCGGGGACCAUUUUUAUUGAUGUCAUGUGACCCUGUUGGGGAUUGAUUUCCAGCUAUGUAACAACAACAGAUGUGUAACUGUGUAUCACAGUCACUGUCACUGGCUGAAGAGUAGAGUAAGCCUGACGAUUGCACUGUGAAUAUGAAACACGUGCGCUUGAGCUGAGCGGUCACGUCUAAAACAGCUCCGCGAACUUUUGAAUUUUGUUAUGAUUUUGUAGCCUGUGAAGCAAUGACUGGGGAGAAAACAAAGCAAUUAAAACAAGAACACCAGUCUUUAAUAAACAAAAUUAGUGAAGUAAAUAGUAAACUAAAAACUGACGGAGAAACUUGAAAUUUUCCUUUUUUAUUUAAUAUGGAAACACAUUACUUAUGCAUUUCUCUCCUUUGUAAAACGGUUACUUUGUUAAUCUCUUUUUCAAACUCUUUUCAAGUUGACUCGAUAAUCUUAGCUAACUGCAAGUCAGUAAACAGAUUGUAAUAUAUCAAAAAUCAACUUUGAAGUAUGUUGCUCGCGCGUAUAGUUUUCAUAACAGGGAUUGCAAAUGUGUUCUUUGCUUGUUCUUGCAGGCAGAGCUUUCACUACCUUGAGCAGUUCUCUGGCAGUAUACCCAACAUAACAACUGCAGUCAGUCUCACCAAGCUGCUGGCAGUGUUAAGUGAGAGACAACAAGGCGGCAACAACAGCAUGAGAACUGCACUGGGUAAGAUAAUUUACAGUUGUUGACAAUAGAAGUUCUUUUGUCAUGGACCACAGUCGGUGAAAAACCAACGACUUUGCAAGCACCGUAAAGUUUACCAAAGCUGAGGAGGGUCUUCCAGCUUCUGACUUCCGACUAGUUGAAAGCCGGAAGUGGGAAGUCGGAAGAUCCUCCUCGGCUUUCGUAAAAAGAAGUAAGCAAGCCGAGUCGAGAAUGUAAGUUAGAAACGAGGGGGAAAAAGCUCCGCAAAGAAUAAACAACUGAGUGUGCUGGCCCUUCCAGCAUGGAAACGUCUGUUAAGUUUCAGUCGCGACUUUAAGAAGGCGCAUUUUUCGCUAGUUAUUCUCCUCAGCUGUGGUUACAAAAUUCCUAGGGAAGAAAGAUUUGUCCUAACUUGAAAUUAGCCAGUCUUCGAGCUGCGGGGACCUGACACAGAGUGAUACGUUUAUUAUUUUUUUAAAGCUGAGCUAACAGGAACGUUUCUUAAACGGGAGUGGCUGAGGUCAGACGGUGAAAGAGAAAGUGGAGCCAAACACAACGAAUCGCUACAGUUCUUACUAAGGUAUCUAAAGCUGACUGUGCGUAAGGGUUACUGACUGACUGAGGUUUAACCCUUUCACUGCCAGACUGAUGGGUUUAACUCUAAGGAUAUGGGCACAAUUGAUGUGACCAUUCAGUAAAAAACUUUUUUACACAAGGUGCUAUUUGUAUUACAAAAUUUCACGAAUGAAAGUUCAGAAAUUUCCGUCAGAUUUGGCCGUGCUUUUGAUUGGUGAAAUUCCCAUCCGGCACGUCCAAGUGAUAUCCAGAUCGUACGUCAAAAUGACGUCAUUUCGCGGGGAAACCAGUUAUGGCGUCGCGAAAUGACAGCUGUUUUCUCUGGCUAACUUUUUUCUUGCUUGCUUGGCUCAGUGUAUAGCAUCUUAGACGAACAGCUCACGCACGCUUUUCGUGCAAAAAGGACCAUCCUUAAUUUUAGUCUUAAGUUAGAUGGAUAAUCACCAUGCCAAACAGUUUGAGAGGGUCGACUAAUUAGUAAAGGCUGUAUGUGCCCAUUCUGCUGCAUACUUAGUACUUAAGUGUGGUGCACUUUUGUAAAGGAAACAAGAACGUCCAUUUUCACAGUAUCGACUGUCAGUCAGGGUUCUAUCUAGAGUAUUUGAUGGGUAGAAGCUUCCCCCCCCAAAAAUGCCCAGCUUCCCAACUAACUGUAUUGGAAAAAUCAUCCAGAAGUGACGAAGUCAGUGCACACACUGUAACAUUUCUCAAAUUUGUAUCUCAAAAAUGCACCAGAUUGCAUCUCAGCAACCCCCGCCCCCCCAGGAAGCUCGUGGCCUUCGCCUACUCGGGAUUUCUCCUCCAAACGAUAAAUGCUAGAUAGGACCCUGUCAGUUACGGCAAAGUCGAAGGUUUCCAAUUUGUUGAGUUAAUCUCAUUUUUUUUGUCUUUGUUCAUAGGUUUCAUUUGACCUUUGCUGAAGACACUUUAGCUACGAUAGAAGAAAUCGCAGGUGGAGCAGUCACAGAACUCAUCGAAGAUGAAGACAAAAAUGCUAGCUCCACAACCUACCCAACUCUUACAAGGUAUAUAUGCACGUAGUAAGAGCCUUGGAAUCAAAACGUGUUUAGCAGUAUGUGGUGAAAUUGUUAAUGUCUAUUUGGCUUUCGAAGGGAUGGUUUGCCAUCAAACUAAAGCAUCAAUAAAGGCAGAGACAUGAAUUCGUCACUAUAGAUACAACAAGGAGACUGGAGCCGAAAUGCGUUCCGCAAUGGUUUCUGGGAUCGCUACUGAGAACGUGCCUGUCAGCUAUUGGCCAUUUUUCCUUGUCCCAGAAGUCUUUGCGAAGGUUAACUCGUCCCAGUUUCCUCUUUUUUACAGUGGCAAAUACCUUACCAUUACUCUCGGUAAGGUAAAUUUGUUUUACACCAACUGUCAGCGUUUCUCAUGAUGGUGAUCCUACGCACUCCUUGCGUGCUUCUUUCCCAACAACCGUCUUCUGAGCUACGCCAUCAUGAGUUCGUUAUUGCAUAUUCCGUUAUUAAUUCUCUGCAGUUUUCUGAUUGAGAUUGUGCUCGCGGUACCACGAGAUAGCAUAUUGCUCACAACGUUUGUGUACAAUCAAUCUCCUCUAAAAAGGUCUCUUUCCUUUGCAAUCAGAGAUUUUAACAGCGUUGCUUUAUUUUGAUGAAUUUUAUUGGAGAUGGAGGCAUUCUUCUCAAGAUGAACAUCGACGCCGGCCGAGGCUUCGGUUGAUUUUUAUUUCACACGUAUGACAUGAUAAGCAUUUCAUCUUUCUCAUUUCAUCAUCCUCCCUUAUAAACUAUGUUUGUCCUUACACUGCCUAGAUCAUCCCUGGCGUGUUAUUAUCGAGCAAUGAUGGAAGAGUUGAUCGCAAACGUCAAGCAAACACAUUCUGAGCCACUCAAAAGGACCGACUCUCCAGAGGUAAUGCUUGAAUACUGUAUUACUUCAUAAGAGUAGUGUAACUCAGUCCUUCGAGCUAUCAGUGUACCAGCAUGUAUGUACCUCCUCUCCUGGUGGCCAUAGACUGCAUCCUGCUUUAUCUCCAGCCGUCUAAACUACGUCCAGCCGCUAGGCCUCUCUCAGGACAUGAUACGGAGGCUGGCGACACUGCGCAACUCUUCCUCAAAUUAAUCCAAUUCACGCGCAAGUAAAGACGUUGAGACAUUAAGUCAACAUUCAGAAUCCUCUUUGGAAGUAGGACUUCAAAAUUCUUGAGGUCAAUUUGUUAGUUCCUCUUUUUAUGGUGAUUUUUACAUAACUUCUAAUAUGUAUGUAUAUUUUUUAUGAGGAAUAAGCUGAACCACUAAAUAUGCUUAGCUAUAUUGUAUUUUAUUUUCUUCAGAACAUAAGGGCCUAUUUAAGAACCUAAAUAGCCUAAACUUGUGCAUACUAACGUUUAUAUAAGAACCUGUUUAGGCUAACUUGGAAAAAUGCAGGUUCUUAGUCGCGAGGUUUUAAUGUGUCAAUAAUUAUAAGCCUUUUAUUUCUUUUAGAGCCACAAAGAAAGGCUUGUCAAAUUAAACAUUUCUGUCAGAAUCUUUCACAUUAUGAUCAAUUUGGUGAAGGUAGGCUAACAAAAGCUAUUGUUUAAAAUUAUAUAAAGGCAAUCUAUCACUUGUAAGCAUUUGAGUUGGCAUAGUGCAUUUUAAGGAAGGGCUAUUGUUGACAAAUGUUGGCUUUCCUAUCGAUCAUUUUGGGGUGGCGCGAAGAUACAUUUGACUGUUAGACUGUCCACAGCCCGCCAUUUUCAUGAUUUUAUUCCAUCAACGAGCGAGCUGGACGCGUUUAUCAUUUCAGAGCGCGAGGGGUUGGGUAGCUGGCUUUCGCCCCCUCCCCCUCAAGCUAUACACGUCCUCUCUUAACCUACUCUUUACUGUCGAAAAUUGCUCCUGGUAAGAGUGAAUAGAUAAGACUUUGAAAGACAACCUUUCCAGCUUUCGACUCUUCUUUCGAUUGUAUUUUGAAAUCGAACGGAGAAACCGUCUUCGAGCCAAUGCGCAUCCCUUCCAAAACGACCAAAAAACGCACAGAUACAAGUUAAUACUGUCAGAAACCUAUAAAGCUCAUAAGUAGUUCCUUUGUUUAGUUAUCGUCUCUGUAGUGUUACUAGUAGGAGCUGUAACGUGAUUAGUAGGAGCUAGGAUGGCACAUUUGGUUAGUGUGUGGCCUUUGGUGCCCGAGAUCCCGAGUUCGAUCCCCAGCCGGUUACAUCAUAUCCUUGUCUGGACCCCUUCCCUUUCUGUGUAGCUUUAAAUAGCUUUAAAUACCCUAAAAAUGGAGCAUUGAUGGAGAGAGAGAAGGGUAAAUGAGCUUACCGUAUCUCAAGUCCAGUUAUCGACGUGAAAUAUGGUUGCUUUGCCUUUUUUUUAUCUAGACCAGAAGUCGAUCUGAAAUGUUUGAAAAGUUGCUGGCACAUUUUUUUUCCAUAGGCAUUUGAUCAGAGGUCUAUCAUUGGAGCCUCGUUAAAGGUAUACUAAUUUCUUUUACUAGGCGUUGUUAUGUCUUUAACUGUCUUUCAAGUGCGUACGGAAACAAGGAAACAACAUUCACGAAUGCUGAAACUUAAAAACUACUAUGCAGGAGUGCUGCGGAUCAUUUGCACGAUUGCACCACAGGAUUCCGUUCAGACAAGAGAUUAUAGAUUAUCCUCUCUUGGUUCACAUAAAAAUUACACCUGCUGGUUUUGAGAGCUGACAGGUUCAUUUUUACGGCGAUUUGUGGUGUCAGACAGUGCUUACAUUGCAGUACAUAUUUAUUAUUGUUAUUACUAUUAUUAUUAUUGUUGUUAUUUUAUUUAUUUAUUUAUUUAUUUAUUUAUUUAUGUAUUUAUUUAUUCAUUUAUUUUCAUUCCAUCGCGUAUGGACGUUUACAUGUAACUGCUUUUUUACACAGUAUGGACGUUUAUAUGUGGAGACAUUCUUAAGACUGGGAAUGCCAGUACUGGAUGUGAUGUUGAGGACUCAUAAGGUGAGUUUCGUAUCCAUAGGUGUACCUUUCUCAUCGUCAUCAUCAUCAUCAUCAUCAACAACAACAACAUCGUCAUCACCGUCAUCAUCAACAACAACAUCGUCAUCACCGUCAUCAUCAACAACAACAUCGUCAUCACCGUCAUCAUCAUCAUCGUCGUUGUCGUCUUUGUCGUCAUCAUCAUCCACCAUCAUCACCAUCAUCAUCAGUAUCAUCAUCAUUAUUCUUAUCAUCAUCAUCCUCAUAAUCAUCAUCGUCAUCCUUAUCAUCAACGUCAUCACCAUCAUCAUCAUCAUCAGCAUCGUCAUCGUCAUCAUCAUCAUCGUCUUUGUCGUCUUCGUCGUCAUCAUCAUUCAUCACCAAUUACCAUCAUCAUCAGUAUCAUCAUCAUUAUUCUUAUCAUCAUCAUCCUCAUAAUCAUCAUCGUCAACACCACCACCAUCAUCGUCAUCAUCAUCACCAUCAUCCUUAUCAUCAUCAACCUCAUCAUCAUCACUAUCGUCGUCAUCGUCAUCAUCCUCAUUAGCGUCAACAUCGUCAUUAAUGUAAUAAAACUUGAUGUCUCAUUGCCAUAAUUACUCUCACUAUCAACACCAUGAUCAUGAUCGUCAUAAUCUUUAUUACCAUUGCUGUUACAAUUAUGGUGCUUAAUAAAUUCUUUUCUCUUUCCAUAAAAGGAUGACGUUCAUGGGUUACUAAAAAACCUGCAGCAGAGUACAAGAUCCCUUCAACAUUUUUGUGGUCACAGUAAGGUUAGUAGUUCAUAAUCAAUUUCUUUUGGUUAAAAUCCACCUCACUUCUAUAUUUUUUUUCUUGAUUUCUAGGUGACCAAAGAUUUAUCUCUAACUAACCAUGUGCCUGCUGUCAAGAAAUGUCUGGAGACUUUUGUCUUUAGAGUGAAGGUAUGCAAAGUCACACGUGUAUAGUUACCCCUUAAAACCCUUACCCUAAACGUAACUUAAAGGGCAAAGUUUAUAGCAACUUUGGUGUUGACAUUCUAUGUUGCACACUAUGUGCCUUUUACUUUUACUGAAGCCCGCCCUUCGCAGGCUACUCACUCGAAGGCUAGAAAUGUUUUCCCAGAGUACUGUAGAGCGACAAGAUUUAAGUACAGAGCUAAGGCUUGGCGUUUCUUUCAGGCAAUGCUUACACUUAACAAGUGUCAUGAAGCGUUUUGGCUUGGAAAUCUGAAAAACAGGGAUUUACAUGGGCAGGAAAUAUCCUCACAGCAGGCAGCAGCAGAAGAACCUGCAGAAGAAGGGGAUGAAGAAGAAGAAGAAGAGCAGGAAGUGGAGGAGGAUGACGACGAUGAUGAGGAGGAGGUAUAAAGAAUUUUUCAGAAAGGUUAUGUUUACUCUUGGUGAUAGAACACUAGUGCCUGGGUUUCGGCACAAAACGGUGUUGUGCUCACACACUUAGCAGACAAUACGCACCUUGUAUACGCAUAAACUCGUUAUCUUUCCGUCUGACGCCAUUUUGAAAGGUCAGCAUAUCAGGGAGUUUGGCUAUGCGAAGCAGUGGAUUAUAAGGACAAUGAUUUUGAAGGGAAAAUUGAGGAUGCAGAAACGAGGACUUAGUUAUUUUAUUUUAUUAUAUAGACACGAGUGUUUUACUGGAAAAUAUACCACUCGUAAAAUUCAUAAAAACUACAUCCGGGACCCGACUGAUUUAUUUUCCAUAAUAAACCUAUUGAGUUUAUCGAUGACGUAAUUUCCGUCAUUUCCCCCUAUUAUUUUAUCGAUGUCUUUUUGUCUAAAAAUGAAAAGAACAUUAAACUCGCGGUUUUCCGUAUGACGCCAUUAUGAAACGUGGCAAAACAAUAUUUUACCCACUAGCUGCGCUCGUUCGUAAAAUAUUGUUUUGCCACUCGAAAAUAAAAUUCAUAUCUUCGCGCCACCGUGUAGUAUCCUCUAUAUAUUGUUUGAUAUUUGCAUAUUUAUUUGCUUAUUUAUUUAUUCGUUUGUUUACUUUAUUAAGUUUCCAAAUACGUGUUGGUGUAUGUUUUUGUUUUUUUGCUUGUUUUUGUUUUUAAAUUAUUAAAAAGGUUAAGAACCACUGUCCUCACUUUUGCCAAUAUUUCCGGGGCUUUACAUUUUCCAGUAUAUUUCAGUUUUCAUUUAUUUAUCAUAAACAGGUAUUUAUACUGAAUGUACAAAUUAAUUAUAAAAGCCAAGUCUACUACAAUCAGAUCCUUUGCAUGAAAAGUUGAUUCUAGGCUUGAGAUAGCGUUUAAAUCAUAAAGUCAGGGAAGUGUUGAGGCUUUUUACACUUCAGCCUUCAUUUCAGUCAAAUCCAUUGACUGCCAACCUGCAACGCUGUUAUUUUUCUUCCUAGGGAGACGAGAAUGGAAGCCAUGAUGGGGAAACUAAACGAGUCGAUGCCGAGUCAUACAGCGAGAGUUUUUAA